Molecule: messenger RNA, 960 nt
Organism: Ramularia collo-cygni
Lineage: Eukaryota; Fungi; Ascomycota; Dothideomycetes; Mycosphaerellales; Mycosphaerellaceae
Exons: 2
Coding region: 1-960 (319 amino acids)
Source: RefSeq, a predicted model, not a curated record
AUGUCCGGAUACAUUGACCGCUACUCGCGUCCGCUGACCUACAACACACAAGCUCUCCCGUCGAUCAACGAUCUCGCCUUCGGAUUGAGGAGAUGCCCUACCUGCUCGAAGCUCCUGGCAGACACCGAGAGUUGCGCCGACCAUGAGCUUCGCUCCAGCGCGGGCCUGCAACUCGCAGAGUACCAGCUGCCGCAAGACCCGUUCACCAAGAGUGCUCCCAUGCAUCGUCACACGACAAGCUUCCCCUCCCCGGUACUGUCGACUGGAGACACCAGUAGUGACUCCGAGCCCAUGUACACACCAAACGUGAGCCGAGCCGCAUCGCCAAUGAACUUCAGCCACAUAUCGAACGCCACCCCUCUGCAGAAACGCCGCCGAACUUCAAAGAUUGCCACUCGUCGAGACAGUCGUCGAGAGUCAUUUCCCCCGGACGGUGUUUGCGAACAGAGCAAGAAAUUCAAGAAGAUGGAAAAGGAAAAGGCUUGCCGUAGCCAGCAAGCUGCUGUUCUCUCCCGAACCGAAGACUACUUCCGUGUCUAUGCUGGUUGGGAACGACGCGAGCAGAGUGGCGGCAACGGCAACGGUGCCGGCCUCACAGCCAACAAGAUCAACAUUCUCCGCGCCAUGGAAGUGACGGUCAAUUUCUUCGUCCACAGGGAUCGUUGCGCCGCUAUCAAGGAAGGGCCCGAGGCUCUGGCCGAGUUUGAGCGAAAGAUGCAACAAAUGCUCACCGAGGCUCCUGACGAGCAACCUUUUGACGGCACCUUCCUAUCCGGCUCCGAGGAACCCUGCACUCACAAGGAUCCCAAAUCCAAAGAGUGCAUGACACACGGCACUGCAGACUGGCGCGACUGCCGUGUGCUGCAGUCCCGAGCUCGCUUCGAGGAACAACAAGCUCGUUGGGCACGAGAGAACAUCCCACGAGACCACCAGGAAAGGUGGAGGCAUGUCCACCUGUGA